This is a messenger RNA of Rotaria sp. Silwood2, 1671 nucleotides long. The record is from the annotation of a GenBank genome assembly. Lineage: Eukaryota; Metazoa; Rotifera; Eurotatoria; Philodinida; Philodinidae.
AUGAUGCUUAAACAGUUGAUACGUCAAUUUUUUUCUAAUAAAUCUCAAUUAACAUAUCUUCGACUCGAUAUUGCUGAUGAUAAUUCUCCUAUUAAUAUUCAUCAAUGUUUAACACUAUCUCCUCAUCCCGCUUCAAAUUCAUUAUUUAAUAAAACGCAAAAUUAUUGUUUGACGCUUCGGCAUUUAUAUAUUUGUCUUAAAUAUACGUGUUUUCUUGAACAACUUAUUGAGUAUAUACCCAAUAUUGAACGAUUAUCAGUCACUUUCAAACGGCGUAUGCAUUUUGAACCUCGAUCCAAGUCCAAUAUUGAAACAUUAAUAAAAUCAAAUGGAAAUUGGUUUGAAAAGAAUGAUUUGGAAUUUGCCUAUUUGAAAUGGUUGCUUAAUAAUUUAAAUCAUAUUCGAAAAUUUAAACUUCAUCUUCAAAUUUAUAGAAUGUAUUCAUCGUCAGAUAUAAUGAUUAAAGAGUAUGUUGUUGAUGCAAAUUUUAUUCGUCAAUAUUGUAUGCCGGAUAUCAUAAUUAAUAUAACAGAUUUUCAAUUUUAUAUUGUUUCCGAAUGUCAAUUGUUGUUGAGUAACAUUGAACAAAUAAUAAAUUCAUUUAAAAUUCAUCAAUUUUUUAUUGAUCGUCAAUGGACAAAUGUAACUUGUUUCUAUGAUCCAUUGAUGUCAUAUCAACAUCUUUGUUCUUCUACUGUUAAUACACUUCAAUUUAUGAAUGGCUUACAUUUUCAUGCAAAUAUUUUCACUUGGCCACAUAUUCAGGAUAUUUCAAUUGAUUUUCAUCCGUCUCUUUAUUUGUUUCUUGAACGAUUUGAUGAAAUAUAUCCUAAUGUUUCUCAUAUUAAAGUUUAUACAGAAUGUUAUAGAGAUGUUGAUCAAUCUGACUUGGCGGUAUCAUUAAGAAUACCAUUCAAAAUAGGCCAAGAUAAAGUCACCGAUAUUCAACUUCGAAAUGUGACAAGAAUUGAUUUGGGAUUUUGUCAAAGUCCUAUGAUUAGUAUGUAUCAAUCUCUUUUACUUAGAUCCAUAUUAUCAAAUACACAAAUAUUAAGUAUUUGGCAUAUAUUUGUUCAAUAAAGUCGCAAUGCAUCAAUGGACGUAAAUAAAACACGUGCAAAAGUAUUUGCUCAUCUCAUUUCCAUGCCAGUUCAACUUAAAUAUCUUCUUGUUGAAAAAAUUGAAUGGCUUUAUCAUAUUGUUCAAUAUGCAUCGACUGAAUUAAAAACGGACGCAUUAAGUUCUGUUCGAUGUGCUGAAUUUGGUAUUUCUAGUUGUCAUUAUGGUUCUAACGACUCAGUUCAUAUUGGAAAAAAUCUGGUACCUUUUCUCACUACUCAUAUGCCUCAUUUACAAAUAUUGCAUCUUUGGCGACCUGAUGAUUUUCCUUGGACAUCUAUUCGGCCUGAUAUUAAACCAGGAUACUUUCAUUAUAUUGAUGUUUCACGAUGGACAGAAUCUUUACAAACAUCUGAAUCGAUUGCUCAACAUGUAAAUGUUUUUGAACAAGAUCUUUGUCAAUUAUUUGAUCGCUUGAAACAAUUUGUUUUUCUUGAUAUUCAUGGAAAAAUCGAUCCCGGAAAACUCGAGCCAUAUCGUACUAUGGUUCAAAAAUGUUAUCCUUGUAGUAGAAUUGACAUCGAAUUAUCAAGAUUUCGUCUUUGGAUAUAA